GUGUACAACGAGCAGCUGCGCGACCUACUCUACGGCGAGGCCGGCGACCCGCCCAAGCUCACCAUCAUGCACGACGACGCCUGGGGGACCGUCGUCAACAACGUGUCCACCUACGAGGUGACCUCGAUGGAGCAGAUCAACCUCCUCAUGGCAAAGGCGGCCAAGCAGCGCGCCGUCGGCUACACCGACAUGAACGCCGCCUCGUCGCGCUCGCACUCGAUCUUUGCGCUCUACCUGACGGGUGUCAACGAGGCGCUCGGCUCGGAGCUGCACGGCGCGCUGCACCUGGUGGACCUUGCCGGCUCGGAGCGGCUCGACCGCUCGGGGGCGACGGGCGAGCGGCUCAAGGAGACGCAGAACAUCAACAAGUCGCUCUCCAGCCUGGCAACCGUCUUCUCGGCCAAGGCGGCCCGGCAGGCGCACGUGCCGUUCCGCGACUCGAAGCUCACGUACCUGAUGGACUCUUGCCAUAGAAGCGGAACGCGCAUUCUUGAGCCCUGCCUCUCGGGCCAGGGCAAGACCCUCAUGGUGGUCAACGUGGCGCCUGAGGAGAGCAACUCGCACGAGACGCUCUGCUCGUUGCGCUUUGCCAACCAGGUGAGCCAGUGCGAUACG
Messenger RNA from Emiliania huxleyi CCMP1516, 615 nucleotides. RefSeq lists its product as hypothetical. NCBI's taxonomy places the organism in Eukaryota, Haptophyta, Isochrysidales, Noelaerhabdaceae. Gene Ontology annotation, molecular function: microtubule motor activity; microtubule binding; ATP binding. The transcript has 3 exons. The annotation marks the transcript as partial. Gene Ontology annotation, biological process: microtubule-based movement. The record is from RefSeq and is a predicted model, not a curated record.